Molecule: messenger RNA, 1044 nt
Organism: Trichechus manatus latirostris (Florida manatee)
Lineage: Eukaryota; Metazoa; Chordata; Mammalia; Sirenia; Trichechidae
Product: putative olfactory receptor 14L1
Exons: 2
Coding region: 1-1044 (347 amino acids)
Biological process (GO): G protein-coupled receptor signaling pathway
Cellular component (GO): membrane
Molecular function (GO): G protein-coupled receptor activity; odorant binding; olfactory receptor activity
Source: RefSeq, a predicted model, not a curated record
AUGGUCCUAUAUCGGGAACUCAGUGUUGCUUUCCGCUGCUGGCAGACUGGGCACUCAGCAGUGGCUGUAGGCAAGUUGGUCUUGAUCGCACUUGGUGAAGAUGCCAAGUUAGAGAUGAUCAAUCAUAGAGCAGUCACUGAGUUUCUUCUUCUGGGAUCCUCCACUGACCCAGGGACGCAAAACCUACAUGGUACCCUGUUUCUAACGGUUUACUUGGCAGCCCUGACAGGAAAUGGGCUCAUCAUCUUCCUCAUUACUUGUGAUCUUCGGUUUCACACUCCCAUGUAUUUCCUCUUGAAGAACUUGUCAUUCAUAGAUUUCGGCUACAUCUCUGUCACUGUUCCUAAAUUUGUUCUAAACUCUCUGAUGCACAGGAGCUCAAUAUCCUUCCUUGGGUGUGUUUUACAGGUGUUUUUUUUCGUAGUUUUUGCCUGUGCUGAAUUAGCCAUUCUCACAGUGAUGUCCUACGACCUCUAUGUGGCCAUCUGCUGUCCACUGCACUAUGAGGUCAUCAUGAACACAGGGGCCUGUGGACAAAUGGUGGUGGCUUCAUACAUCAGUGGGGUGGUCUCUGGAGCAAUGCACACUGCAGCGACAUUCUCCAUAACUUUUAGUUCUAAUAGAAUCCAUCAGUUUUUCUGUGAUAUUCCACAAAUUAUUUUGAUUGCAGAUUCCCAAUUGAACAUAGGAGAACUUGGAAUCACUGCACUUAUUUUCAGUGCCUCACUGGUUUGUUUUGUGUUUAUUGUUUAUUCCUAUGUUCACAUUUUCUCCAUAAUCCAAAAGGCCUCCUCUGAGGGUAGGAACAAAGCCCUUUCUACUUGCAUCCCUCUUCUGGUUGGUGUGAUCUUGUUUAUUCUAACUGCUUCCUUGGACUACCUGAAGCCACCGUCUAAUGUGAGGUCAGUUCUUGAUCUCAUUUUGUCUGUGUUUUACACUGUGCUACCUCCAACAUUAAACCCCAUCAUAUACAGUCUUAGAAACAAGGAAAUGAAUGCAGCUCUGGGGAAAGUGUUGGGCAUGGAAGUAUUUAAAUCAAAUUAA